AUGUCACCCAUCGCUCUCCAAGGAGCUUUGGACGCAGUAUUGCUGAAAUUUUACACCACACCAAACAGCUACAUGACGGCUAAAAAUAUAAUACUACAACAGAGCUGUACCAAUCGCCAAGUCAGUACAAUGAAAACCAAAUUCGUGAUGCCGCUACCUCUUCAAACGGAACGCGUCACUGUAGUCGCUAGAGCACACUACAGGCUGUUAAAAUUGCCUAAUAAAUACAAGAUAAAUACAGUGGCUGAGGGAGGAAACUGGUCGGAAGAAUCACUAAAAGCAGCUAUUAAUGCUGUGGAAAGGGAUGGAUUACGCGGCAGGUCUCCAGUACCAAAUACCUAGAAAAACAUUAGAGAGAAGAAUCGAGAAAAAUAAUGACAGGAAAGGACCUAUGAGAUCACCUACUUCAUUUGGAGAAGAAAACGAUAUGAAAUUGGCUACUUUGUGCAAAUGUUAGAAUAUGCCAACCAGAAAGGCAUUAUUUUGAUAUCAAUGCCCAGUCACAGGUCUCAUUAUCUCCAGCCUUUAGAUCGCUCUGUUUUUAAAUCAUUAAGCAGUGUAAACUUUAACUAAUCCAAAAUCCAGGGCGUCGAAUAUCGAGGUUUUCUUUCAGAGCUUUACUUAGCAAGGCUUGGGGAAAAGCAGCAUAAUCGGAAAAUGCAAUUGCUGGAUUUAAAACAUCUGGAGUGUAUCCCCUCAACUCAGAACCGGUGCCAGAUUAUGCGUUUAUUCAAGAAUCUACAAUACCUCUGUUACACCAGUGCUUCCCCACUUUACAUCUGCUGUGGACAGUGAAAAAGAACCUAUACCAGGUUGUUCUUAUGAACCAAGAAGUUAUACAAACUAUAGCCCUGAAAUCGUUUCCACAAAAUCAAAAGUCUCCGUAAAAACUGCCACGAUGUCUAAUGUUUCACACCCGAGCUCUCCGAAAGAGGCUUCGUUCAGUAAAGAUCCAGAUUACACCCCAUCUCGAAUUUUACAGGAUAUAUCACCUAUUCCACAAAAAUUGAUUGAAGAGCGUAAAUGAGCAAAGCAAGUUGGAACCCUAUUGAAUUCAGAAGAACACAUCAAAACUAGAAAAAAUGCUGCAGAGAAAAAUCUAAAAAAGGAAAACGUAAGAAAAUGUGUCAAAAUUGUAGAAGGGAAAAGAAUGCACUGUCCGAUCUGUCAUUCGAAGACUACCUGAUGAUAGUGACGAUAUUCCAUUAAAAAUAUUGUUAGAUAAGAGUAAGAAAAUAAAAUUAGGCGAAAAAGACAACUGUCGUGGGUGUGGUGAAAAUUACUACGAAACAGUUCUCAUCGAAGGCUGGCUUCAAUGUACAGUGGGCCAGUGUACACUGCACUGCAUUUGAAACGAUGUGCUGCAGAUGUCGCGAAGAGGAGAAAAGAAAACUUAAAUAUAAACAAUGAGACCAAAAAGUAAUUAUAAGCCUAGAACUAAGUAAUGGCCAUCUUACCUCUAAUGCCAUGGAAAACACGGUCGGACACCUCGGAAGAGAUUUUAAAAAAACUUAAAUUAAUAAGGUGAUCUCAUUAGAAAUUGUUACUUUUAUGUUUAUAAUAUCAUAGUUGAUUCUUUAAAGCUG
Acanthoscelides obtectus is the source of this 1586-nucleotide messenger RNA. NCBI's taxonomy places the organism in Eukaryota, Metazoa, Arthropoda, Insecta, Coleoptera, Chrysomelidae. The record is from the annotation of a GenBank genome assembly.